AUGCAAAGGUAUUGGUGUAAUUGCGUUCUUGUCGACGGUAUUUGCCUGAGCGUUGGCGUUUUUCUGAAUGACUUCAAACAUGAAUUUGGCUCCACCACAUCGCAGACAGCAUGGGUCAUGUCCGUUUUAAAUGGCAGUUAUCUUUUUGUGGGUCCAAUUGUCAGCUGCAUCGCCGAUAAAUAUGGCUGCCGAAAAGUCACAAUUUUUGGAGCCAUCUUUUGUAGUAUCGCCAUUUUUUGUAGUGCCUUUUCUACUUCCAUUGUUUGGCUUAUCGUUACUUUUGGUGUUCUCGGCGGUAUUGGUUUGGGUUUUAUGUAUUUACCGGCGAUCGUUAUGGUUGGUUAUUAUUUCGACAAAAGGCGCGCCCUUGCAACGGGAGUGGCUGUUUGCGGAUCUGGAAUUGGUACUUUUCUUUUUGCUCCAGUUUCCAAUUAUUUACUUCAACUAUUUGGCUGGCGUGGUGCUAUGUGGAUCACAUCUUCCCUUGUGUUGCACGGUGUUAUAUUUGGUGCCUUCUAUCGUCCACUCAGGCCUGCUCAAACUCCACAAGUUAUGUCAGACGGAAUAACAGUUGAUGAAAUCACCGAAAUGCGCUCGGACCAUAACAAUAUGUUAAAUCGUUUGAAAUCUGAAGACAAUCCAGUUCGAAACUCAUCCAGACGACACCGUUCUCUUGAUAUCACUGGAACUGGUACUAGCUUCUUGCCUCACGUUCGUAUUAACACAUACAACGACAAACAGUCAAAAAUUGCACGACUGGCGAAAAGCCAAGACGUUAUUCCAACGGAAGUACUGAUGCGAUGGUCUCCUAAAACUGUUACACCGUUCUACCGAAAGGACGUGCUUUACACCGGAAGCGUCCUUCACUUAGCGCAAAAGAUGAGAUCACCAAGUAUGAAUGAAUUUAUCUCAAGUAUGGUUGAUGUCCCUGGACAUUCGUUCGAUGGUGACGAGGCAAAAAGGUCCUUAUGGGGAAAAACGUGUCUCUCGGCGAAGAAGUACAUCGACUUUUCUUUGUUUCUCCGACCGACGUUUGUGCUCUACUGUUUGUCUUGUGUACUUCACAUGCUUGGUUUUUUCGUGCCAUUCUCUUACCUCCCUUCGUUAGGCGACCACUUAGGAUUCAGUGGACGCCAAUCUUCAUUAUUGAUUUCCAUAAUUGGGAUAUCGAACACUAUCUUCCGAGUGGCCGUUGGCUGGGUCAGUGACCAGAAAUGGGCCAACUGUCUGAUGAUCAACUAUAUAUCUUUGCUACUGGCUGGCACCGUCACAGUUCUUGUUCCCUACUGUCUCAGUUAUGAACUGUUGUCCGCCUAUUGUUUCGUCUAUGGCAUGUGUAUUGCUGCUUUCAUUUCCCUCCGCUCAAUUAUUAUGGUGGAACUUUUGGGUAUAGAAAGAUUGACAAAUGCUUUUGGUCUUGUCAUCAUGUCACAAGGAAUAUCAUCUUUCUUUGGAAGCCCCAUUGCUGGUUUAUUAUCAGACUGGUAUGGAAGCUAUAAUGCGACGUUCUAUAUGGGAGGCGCGACUCUCAUAGCAGCCGGCUUGUUAUGCAUUCCGUUACGCUCGGUCUCGAAUUGGGAACUGGCCAGAGAAUUAAAGAAAGAAUCAGACAAAAAGGAUAAUGCGGAAAUGCAGCGCAUGAUAUAA
Molecule: messenger RNA, 1647 nt
Organism: Acanthosepion pharaonis
Lineage: Eukaryota; Metazoa; Mollusca; Cephalopoda; Sepiida; Sepiidae
Source: the annotation of a GenBank genome assembly